Messenger RNA from Vicia villosa (hairy vetch), 729 nucleotides. RefSeq lists its product as uncharacterized. The record is from RefSeq and is a predicted model, not a curated record. Lineage: Eukaryota; Viridiplantae; Streptophyta; Magnoliopsida; Fabales; Fabaceae. The coding region runs from base 1 to 729 and encodes 242 amino acids. The transcript is spliced from 2 exons.
AUGGUUAUGAAUAACCCGUGGCUCCGUGAGAAAGAUAAUUGGUGGGUGCGUGGUCCACAAGUACAAGGUGUGCAUGAUCUUUAUGUUAAAGAUCUCUUCCUCCCUGAAGUCAAACAAUGGGAUGUGGGUAAGGUGAAUUUUCUUUUUGACCGUGUGGAGGAUGAAGCUAUUCUUAGAGUUUCCUUAGUGGAGGAGGUUGUGGAGGACAUGUUGGUUUGGCAAGAGGAGCGGAAUGGUGAGUAUAGUGUGAAAUCGAGAUAUAAACUUUGGAGAGGUGUGCAAAGUAACAUCCGACACUAUGGUAGUGAGGAAGAUGAAGAUGAGUGGCACGUCUUUUUCGGUUGCGUUUCUACUUCUCAAAGUUGGCGGGCAGCAUGUUUGUCAUCUAUAAUCUAUCCUCGAAUACAAACAUUUUAUGAUGCUAAGUCCCUAAUUUUUGACGUGUGUAGUCGAGAGGAUCGUAGGGAUGCCGGUAAAUUUGAUGUGUUGCUUGAGUCCUUUUGGAGAAGCAGGAAUGAUGUGCUUUGGCAAGAUGAUCGAGAAGAUGCUAUAAGAAUUGGUUUACAAGCCUAUCACAACUGGUAUGAUUGGUUUUUAGCUAGAAAUGAGCAUAAUGUGUGCGCAACCAGUAAUAAUUCAGUUGAUUGGAUUCCGCCUAUGAUUGAUCAGGUGAAGUGUAAUGUUGAUGCAGGUUUUAAUAAUGUUGGUGGUACUACAAAUAGAGGGUGA